Messenger RNA from Cinara cedri, 156 nucleotides. Lineage: Eukaryota; Metazoa; Arthropoda; Insecta; Hemiptera; Aphididae. The record is from the annotation of a GenBank genome assembly.
AUGGCACCAAUAAGUGCAGCAAAGAAGAAACAAGUAUCUCAAAAUGAACUGCGUUUAUUAAUGAUAAAGCAAAAAUUACAAACUCAGAAGGAGAAAAAAAAUAUUGAGUCGCCAUUAGCCAAAUAUCCUUUUAUUUACCUAUACAAUUCUAAUUAG